AUGGACAAAACCACAUCCGUCGUCGCAGCUCUCGACGCGGGGAAGAUGCCCACGCAAAAGCAGAUCAACCAGAUGUUCGACUGGAUCCUGGACAAUAUGUUCUCCGGCCUGGAGUCGUCUGACGCGGGCAAGCUCAGCGAACCCGGCAAGAUUCUCGCCGAGGGCAUUCGUGACAUUCUACAAGCAUACAAGCAGCUCGGAACGAGCAAGAACGGCGAUAACAAGGUCCAGGACGUGCUCUGGCAUCUCUCCGGGUCUAACUUCUCGGAUACUAGCAUGCGCCAGAUGGACACUUCCGAUGCGUCGAGAGACGCAGAGGCACUCCGCAGUGCGCUCCGCACCGUCCUCAAUGUCGCUUGGACGAGCGUGAGCGGUGAAGGGCAGUACCUCUUCGCCGACUUCGCGUCGUUCUCGCGCCUCGCCAUGGCCGACUUUGCUGAGGUCAUUGAGAGCUCGGCAUCCCAUGCGAAGGAGAGUCUGCGCGACAUUGACCAGGAGGUGCAGGAGGGCGAGCGUGAUACGCUGGGCCGCAAGAAACGCAGUCGGGAGGAGGAGGAGCGGAUGCAGGACCCGAAAGUGCAGUUCGAGUCGGCGAUGGACGUUGUCAAGGAUACUGGCUCAGCGGCGAUUGGCACAGGCCAGAAGGUGUCCGAGUCCACCAAGGAGACUGCGAGGGCCGCGACUAACAGGCUUGAGGAAGCGUAUCGCAACGCAUGCGAGCGGGCUCAGACGGAUGAGAAGUACCGCGAGUCCCUCUCCACCCUCUUCGAUACCGCAUCCAAGUGGGUCAACCGCGGCCUCGACACUACGUCCGAUCUUGGUGACACCGCGUCUCUUGACGAUUUCAUCGAGGAUCCGACGCCGGAGAAGCAUCUGCACAACGCAAUUCGCGAGAUGCGCACCCUCAUUGAACGGUUCGCAGGAGGCAAGUCGCUUGACGAUCUCCUCGGGUGCAUGCGCGCCUGCGCUAUCGACGUACGGAGCGACCCCGAGCUGAAGUCGUGGUUCACCGAAUUCUUCUCGCACGCGAGGAGGAGCCUUGACGACCCGAAAUAUUCGGGCUCCGAGGACGCAAGGCAGAAGCAUCAGGAGCUGAGGGCGCGCUGGAAGGAGAUACUCAGCGAGGAGUCGGACAAGGGACGUGAGUGGAAGGAGGACUUGGGUGCGCUGCGACGCGAAAUGCGCCAGUACUACGAGCGGAUGGAACAUGAUGCGGACGUACAGCGCGUGCGUAUGGCUCAUGAGCGACUCCAGCACAAUGUGCAGCAGGGAAUUUUGUCUGGCGCGCAGAUUAGCCUCCACGCACUCGUCGAGCAAUCACCAUGGUUCUGGCAGGACAUGUUCAACGUUUACGCACAGAAGAUCUUAAAUGUCGCCAAGGACAUUCCUAUCCCGAGGACGGAGUACGUGGACUCGGAGCAUGAGUUUGUUCUCGAGAAUCUCAACAUCACCACGCUCAAUCUUCUUCCCGGACACGCAUACAUUCGCAACAUUGCGGAUAUCGACAUCACAGCGCCCGCAGGUUCAGAGAAGGCUGUCACCGCCAUUGGCACGCUUACCCACGUCAAACUUCAGGCGGUCCAUCUCGCCCUCGACGAAACUUCGUUCUACUACAAAGACAAGACUGCCACCAUUGGGCCCUCUGAGUUCAGCGGCAUCAUGGAGCUCACCCUCCCUCCGCAGGGUGUCGACGUCGACAUCAAAUUCCGCCUCCUCCCCAACACGCCCCAAGGCCUUGCCGCGCGCCAACAGCGCGCACGCUACUUCACGCUCGACCUCGUUUCCGUUUCUAUCAGCGAGGACGUCACCGUCGAGGUCAAGAAGUCGAACCACGCCAUCCUGGCGUCCGUCUUCAAGCCCAUCAUCAAGAUGCGCUUCCGCGAGGCGCUCGAGCGCACGCUCGAGGAGCAGAUUCGCGGCGUGUUCGACACGCUCGACACGCUCGCGUACGACGUCUCGCGCCGCUCCGAAGUCUUCCAAGACACCGGGCUCGGCUCCGGCGCGGCGCUCAUGGCUGCCAUCUGGAGCGAGAUCGGCCAUAUGCGCAAGAUGGAGGGGGGGCUGCUCACGGGAUGGAAGGCGACGGGUACGGGCGUGAUCAAGGAAGCGAAGGAGGGUGAGGCGAGUAUCGCGAUGGGUGCUGAGCCGCAGAUUUUGUCUGGCGAGAAGCACGGGCCGCUCGGGACUAACUCUCAGCCCUUGGCUGAGCGCCUGCCAAGCGCGAAGGAUAUUUCUGGAUCCGUGCAAGAGGGUACUGAGCGUAUCGCGGGUGAUGGCAAAGAGGCAAUGAAGACGGUACAGAGCUUCAAACAGAGCGUUCGGGCGAAGACCGAGGAGGAGCGUAAGAAGGAUGGUUGGAAGUCAGAGUCUUUCAACUUUUGAAUUACAGACGGUACAUGCUCUUCUUUGGAUCCUUUAAGCUAGCACUUGUAUAAGUAGAUCGAGCACAGGCU
Molecule: messenger RNA, 2453 nt
Organism: Coniophora puteana RWD-64-598 SS2
Lineage: Eukaryota; Fungi; Basidiomycota; Agaricomycetes; Boletales; Coniophoraceae
Exons: 4
Coding region: 1-2382 (793 amino acids)
Source: RefSeq, a predicted model, not a curated record